Messenger RNA from Gigantopelta aegis, 1438 nucleotides. Its product is annotated as atrial natriuretic peptide receptor 1-like. NCBI's taxonomy places the organism in Eukaryota, Metazoa, Mollusca, Gastropoda, Neomphalida, Peltospiridae. Gene Ontology annotation, biological process: intracellular signal transduction; receptor guanylyl cyclase signaling pathway; cGMP biosynthetic process. The coding region runs from base 81 to 1298 and encodes 405 amino acids. Gene Ontology annotation, molecular function: ATP binding; protein kinase activity; guanylate cyclase activity. The transcript has 10 exons. The record is from RefSeq and is a predicted model, not a curated record.
GCUCACUGGUGAAGACCCACGGUCGCCUGAAAUCGUUGAACGUGUUGAUUGACAGUCAGUGGGUGUGUAAAGUAGGAGACAUGGCCAUGCCUUACUUCAGAAUAGGACAGAAGGAGCCCGAAGGAGGGCAGACCAAUUAUUUUAAAUAUUUGUGGACUGCACCCGAGUUAUUGCGAAUUCAUAGUGAUGGCAACAAAGGAACACAAAACGGAGAUGUAUACGCCUUUGGUAUAAUUCUACAGGAAAUUAUAAUGAGGUCUUUGCCUUAUGGCGAUGUUUUGAAGGAACGCGGUGACAACAGAAAAAUAGAAGAAAUCCUCAACAGAGUGAAGAACGCCGAGAUCCCGCCAUAUCGACCGCAUGUGCAACAAAGCAGCAAGGAGGAACGACGUCUUAUUGACCUACUGGAACGAUGCUGUGACGAGUCGCCCGCAGCAAGGCCGACUUUUGAGUACAUCCAGCACGCUCUGUCGAAACUCAACAGAGGGAGGAAAACGAACAUCUUGGAUCAGAUGAUUCACCGGAUGACGCUGUAUUCCGAGCAGCUGGAGAACAUGAUCCAGGAAAGGACGAUAAUGUUGAACGAGGAGAAGAAGAAGACGGACCAGAUCCUCUCCAAGAUGUUACCAAAACCUGUGAUUGAAGCCUUGAAAAUUGGAAAGUCGAUUGAGCCUGAAUCUUUCCCCUCUGUGACGGUUUUCUUCUCUGAUAUAGUUGGCUUCACAGAACUAGCUUCAGAAAGUACUCCAUAUCAGGUGGUGAGUUUUCUGAACAAUCUGUACAAUAGGUUUGACUAUAUAAUCGACCAUUUUGAUGUGUAUAAGGUGGAGACAAUUGGUGAUGCCUAUAUGGUUGUGAGCGGACUGCCAAUUAAAAACGGCAUACAACACGCGGGAGAGAUCGGUACCAUGUCAUUGCAACUCCUGAGUUCGGUGGACAAGUUUAAGAUCGCACACAGACCAACUCUUAAACUGAAGCUCAGAAUCGGGCUCCACAGUGGUCCGGUGGUGGCCGGUGUCGUAGGACAGACGAUGCCGCGUUACUGUUUGUUUGGAGACACCGUCAACUACGCCUCCAGGAUGGAGUCUUCCGGAGAAGCACUGCGGAUCCACGUGAGUCCCGAGUGUAAGCUGCUUCUGGACGAGCUGGGAGGGUACCACCUCAUUGAGAGAGGCGAGACUGUGAUGAAGGGAAAAGGAACUAUUGUGACAUAUUUUCUGGUUGGAAAAGACGGUUUUGCGGACUCUGUACUAGAGAGUGAUAUUAAUUCAUUUACCCAGAACAACAGUUAUAAAUAAGUGCCAGGGCAGAAAUACAUUUGGAAAUAUUUUGAUAUAGUGCUACAUGAGUGUUAUCUUAUUUAAAUAAAGAGGCUAUUAUCUGGAUAUCUUUCGUGUGUGUGCGCGCGAGCGCGCGUGCAUGUGUACAUGCGUGUGUU